Trachemys scripta elegans is the source of this 1934-nucleotide messenger RNA. It is a transcript of the gene STARD10, whose product is annotated as StAR related lipid transfer domain containing 10. The coding region runs from base 1005 to 1817 and encodes 270 amino acids. Gene Ontology annotation, molecular function: lipid binding. The record is from RefSeq and is a predicted model, not a curated record. Lineage: Eukaryota; Metazoa; Chordata; Testudines; Emydidae. The transcript has 6 exons.
UGGGGUUUGGCUCGGCUUGUCAGUUUCACCUCCUGGCCCGACACCCCCGCGCAGCCAAAGGCAGGGGGAGGGGGCGGCUUCCACCUGCGGCCCUCAGCACCCAGCGGGGCGCCCCAGGCCUGCAAGGGGGAGGGGGGGCAGGAUCAGCCGGCGCAAGGUGGGGGGAGCCCUGGGUGGAACCUCUCCCCUGGGAGCCGCGAGUCUGCUGCGCACCAGGGACCUGCUCUAGUCUCCUCCUCCUCCGCUGCAGAGCCCAGCUGCUAACCUGCUGCUCCGGCCGGGGCUGGAGCCGGAGGAGAGGGGACCCGCUGCUGCCGCAGCUUUCCGUGGGCAAUCAAGCCCUUCCCCGGCGCUGGGCUGGUUUUAUUGGUUUGGAUUCGGUCACGGCCAUCGUCACCUCCCGGGGAGGCAGCUUGCGUGGCUUGCGGGCGCCCAUAGAGGAGGAAGCAGCCCGCCCCACCUGCCGCGGUAAUAACACUCACCUGUUCUCCAUUGGCGGCACACCUGGGCAGAAGGGGCCGGUUUCGAGGCAGCGGGGAGCCGCGCAACUUGGCAUUAAACGUUUAGACGCCAGGGAGAAAAGGCUAAAGCCUCCCCCCAGAGAAGAGACUCCAUCUCUACACACUUCUCCAGCGCAGCUCAGCGAUAGUUCGAGGGGUUUCCUCCAGCCUGGGCUGAAAUAUUUAUUUUCUUUUGCUUUUUUUGGUUUGUAUGGGAACUCUCUAGUGACUCCUCCCCACCAGGAAUCCUUAGGAGACCGCUUCUGCUUCUCACUAUAGAGAACUGAAUUUUGAAAUCUGCUUUUCCUGCCUGUUCUGAAACCAUCUCCUCUCCCCCCCCUUUAAAAACAAAACCAUUCUGGUUUCAGAAUCUCUUAAUUGGGGCAAAACCAGUAUUUCCAUUUUUUUGAAGUGAGGGGGAGACAGACACCGUUAAAGGCCCACGGAGCCUAUUGUUGUUAAGGAAACUUAAAAUUAGAAUUUGUCAGUGUCCCUUCCACGACCAUGUCCACCCGGGAAAGCGUACAGAUCCCAGACGAUCGGGAUUUUAAUAAUUUCCGGACAGAAUGCAACUCGGACGCAGGCUGGAGUCAAACUUAUAACAAAUCGGGAAUUGUUGUGUGGAUUCAGAUCUUGGAGGUGGAGAGAUCCCUGCAUAAAAUCAAGUGCAGGAUGGAGUGCAAGGACAUCGCCGCGGAGACGCUCUACGACGUGCUGCACGACAUUGAGUACCGGAAAAAGUGGGACACGAACGUCAUUGAGACCUUCGACAUUGGGAAGCUGACCGUCAACUCGGACGUGGGCUACUACGCCUGGAAGUGCCCCAAGCCCCUGAAGAACAGAGAUGUCAUCACCCUGCGCUCCUGGCUGCCCAUGGGGGCCGAUUACAUCAUCAUGAACUACUCGGUCAAACACCCCAAAUACCCUCCAAGGAAAGACAUGGUGAGAGCGGUGUCCAUCCAGACGGGCUACUUGAUCCAGGGGAGAGGAGUCAAGAGCUGCUCCAUCACCUACCUGGCCCAGGUUGACCCCAAAGGUUCUUUGCCUAAGUGGGUGGUGAACAAAUCGUCUCAGUUUCUGGCUCCAAAGGCCAUGAAGAAGAUGUACAAAGCCUGCCUGAAGUAUCCCGACUGGAAGCAGAAGCACAACCCUCACUUCAAGCCCUGGCUGUUCCCCGAGCAGAGCACCCUCCCCACCGUGGCGCUCUCGGAGCUCUCCAUCCAGCACGCCGACUCGCUGGAGAACAUCGACGAGAGCAGCCUGUCCGAGACCAAAGACGACAGGGGCGAGGGCAGCGACGAGGACAGCGUCAACUGAGCCGCCCUCGCUUCCCCCCCCCCCCCCCCCAGCCCCUCACCCCUCCACACUCGCCCAACCGGGUUUAUUUUGUCUGUGUAUCCAGUGCAGGUCGUGUAACACGCUCCCCCGCCCCAU